Messenger RNA from Fraxinus pennsylvanica, 1281 nucleotides. NCBI's taxonomy places the organism in Eukaryota, Viridiplantae, Streptophyta, Magnoliopsida, Lamiales, Oleaceae. The record is from the annotation of a GenBank genome assembly.
AUGGAGUUGUACGGAAGGAGAAGCGGGUCAGAAUCGGGUCAGCAGCAGGUGGAAUGGGCUCCGGCAGGGCAAGAACCCGGUUUGGAAGAAUCGAUGCGAAGGUUGAAUUUGUGGGAAAGUGUAGUGUACCCGGAGAGGCCAGGUGCGGCAGAUUGUGGGUACUAUAUGAGAACCGGGUCCUGUGCAUAUGGCACAAAGUGUCGGUAUAAUCAUCCCCGUGAUCGUGGAAGCUCGAUUGGGGGUGUGAUGAGAGAGCAUCCAGAGCGGGUAGGGGAGCCUUCAUGUCAGUAUUAUUUAAGGACAGGGGCCUGUAAAUUUGGUCCAUCCUGCAAGUUCAAUCACCCGAAAAAUGCUGGUGGAUCCUUGAUCAAUGUGCCUCUAAAUAUUUAUGGAUAUCCAUUACGACCGGGUCAGCAAGAAUGCUCCUACUAUUUACAAAAGGGGCAAUGCAAAUUUGGUAGAACAUGUAAAUUUGAUCAUCCUCAACCAGUUGGUUUAUCAGUGCCAGCACCUGCACGUUCAUUUUAUCCAACAGUGCAGUCUCUUUCUGCUCCUUCUGAGCAAUAUGACAGCACAUCGAGCACUUAUAGAGUUGGAAGGCCUCCUUUAUUGCCUGGUUCAUAUGUGCCCGGUGCUUAUGCUCCCAUGUUGCUUCACCCAGGAGUGGUUCCGAUGCCAAACUGGAAUCCGUACUCAGGACCAGUUAGCCCAGCACCAUCACCUGGUGCUCAACCCUCAGUUGGAGGAGCUUCCGUGUAUGGAAUGUCACAGCUAGCGUCUUCUGCACCUGCCUUUACGGGAGGUUAUGCCCAGUCACCCUCUUCUGCCUCCCCUUUGAGCGCCGGUGUAACAUCGCAACACCAAUUACCAGAAAGACAUGGUGAGCCUGACUGCAAAUACUACAUGAGAACUGGGGGUUGUAAAUAUGGAUCAUCUUGUAGGUAUAACCAUCCACCAAACUGGGUUGAUACAAACACAAAUUGUGCGCUUAGCCCCUUGGGCCUACCUCUGCGUCAGGGGAUGCAGGCCUGCUCUUUUUAUUUGCAGAAAGGACACUGCAAAUUCGGGCGUACUUGCAAAUUUGAUCAUCCAAUGGGAACUGGAAUUAAUCCAGCUUCAUCGGUCGGAACUGGAUCUUGGUAUAAUCAGGAUGAUGUAGCCUUCUGGAAACAAGUCCAGUGGUUAUGUUCGCCAGAUGUUUUCAAACUGUUAAAUGAGAUUUAUCCUUCGAGUACAUAUAGAAGCACAGGAAAGGAUAGGGAAAUUCGUCAUUCAAUAUAA